Lodderomyces orthopsilosis Co 90-125 is the source of this 4560-nucleotide messenger RNA. RefSeq lists its product as uncharacterized. Bases 1 to 4560 code for a protein of 1519 amino acids. Gene Ontology annotation, molecular function: ATPase-coupled intramembrane lipid carrier activity; ATP binding; ATP hydrolysis activity. Gene Ontology annotation, cellular component: plasma membrane. Gene Ontology annotation, biological process: phospholipid translocation. The record is from RefSeq and is a predicted model, not a curated record. The transcript has a single exon. NCBI's taxonomy places the organism in Eukaryota, Fungi, Ascomycota, Pichiomycetes, Serinales, Debaryomycetaceae.
AUGUCGGAACUUCAUGAUAACUCCGCCAACCCGUCGUUGAAAGAAGAGACGGAGAAGAAUUCUAGGGAGGUUGAUUCAUCCUCUGGCUCUCAAAACGAUGGAAGUGAGAAUUUAAAACAAUCUAAGAGAGCAACUGCACAAGACUUACUCAACACCCGCCCACCUACUAUCAAGGACAGGAUACAGAGGUUCUUCUUCUUGCGGGGUUUGGGUGACAGGCCGGAGUAUAUGCAAGAAAUUUAUAACAAUAUUCCGCGGACAAUAUUCUUCAAUUAUGAUUUACCAACUGAUAUGAAAGAUGACAAGGGACAUCCUAUUAUUGAAUACCCCAGAAAUAAGAUUAGAACUACAAAAUAUACACCCAUCACAUUCUUGCCUAAGAAUUUACUUUUGCAGUUUACUAAUGUCGCUAAUACAUACUUUUUAAUCUUGGUAAUAUUGAGUGCUUUCCAAGUAUUUGGAGUGCCAUCACCUGGGCUUGCAGCAGUCCCCUUGAUUGUUAUUGUUUGUAUUACAGCGGUUAAAGAUGCUUUUGAAGAUUAUCGAAGGGUGGUGAGUGAUUUGGAGUUGAACAACAGCCCAAUACAUUUACUAUGUGGAGUACUGAAUCCCAAUGUUGAAAAGGAUUUCGUUGGACCGUGGAGAAGGUUUAAAAAAUCUUGCACGAAAGUAACUAUCAAAGCGUUUAAGGGGAUCAAAAAGGCCUGUAUAUAUGCCUUUGGAAACAAACGUCAAAAGCAAGACUUUAUUCGUGAGCAAGCGCAUCAAGAGGAUCUAGCCUUACACAGGGUUAGCACAGUGGUUUCUGAUUACUCAUACCACUCCCAACAACAUAACAGUAUAUAUUCUCCACGGAACAGCACAUAUUCUCCAAGAAUUAGUGCCCAGUCUAGAAACAGAAAAUCCACUCAGUCCAGACAUCCACCAACAAAAGCUCUUCCCAACUCGUUGCUAAACCCAGUCUUGAAGGAGGAAAACACACAUCAUCCAGAUAUGAAUAGAGCUUCCUUCAAAAAUAGAUAUUGGAAGGAUGUCAAUGUUGGAGACAUGAUUAGAAUCAGGGCAGACGAAGAAGUACCAGCAGACGUUGUGAUCAUCUCGACUUCCGAUGUUGAAGGAAAUUGCUACGUUGAGACCAAAAACUUGGAUGGAGAGACAAACCUCAAAACCAGAACAGCAUUGAAAUGUGGUGGAAAUAACAACUUGAAACACUCCGAUGACUUAAGUGAUACCAAAUUUUGGCUCGAGUGCGACUCACCUAAUCCAGAUCUAUACUCAUUCAGGGGAACUAUUCAUUACGAAAAUUAUGAUAGUCAUGGAAAUUUAGUGAAUCAUGACGAGAAAGAGGUGAUAACUCCGGAGAAUGUCCUAUUGAGAGGAUGCGUAUUGAGAAAUUCAAAAUGGAUUAUCGGGCUCUGUGUUUAUACUGGACGUGAGACAAAAAUUAUGUUGAAUGCUGGAAUAACCCCAACAAAGAUUUCCCGUAUAUCUCGAGAGUUGAAUUUGUCUGUUAUUAUCAACUUCAUAUUAUUGUUCGUCUUGUGUUUUAUUUCGGGUUUAGUCAAUGGGUUGUUUUACAGGGUGAAAGACAAUUCUCGUGUCUAUUUUGACUGGCACCCAUAUGGCUCAACACCGGCAGCACGAGGUGUUAUUGCAUUUUUUGUUGCGUUGAUUAUUUAUCAAUCCUUGGUUCCAAUUUCAUUGUACAUUUCCAUUGAGAUUAUCAAAACUUUGCAGGCAUUUUUUAUUCAUUCAGAUGUCAAGAUGUAUUAUCCAAAGUUGGACUUUCCUUGUAUCCCAAAGGCGUGGAAUAUCUCCGAUGACUUGGGUCAAAUUGAGUACGUCUUUAGUGAUAAAACCGGAACAUUGACUCAGAAUGUGAUGGAAUUCAGAAAGUGCACAAUAAAUGGAAAAUCGUACGGUUUGGCGUACACUGAAGCGAAGCAAGGAUUGGACAAGAGGCAGGGGUUGGAUGUCGUUGAGGAGGGUGUGAAAUGGAAGCAAAGGAUUGCUGACGAUAAGCAACUCAUGUUGGAUAAUUUGCACAAAUUCUCAAACAAUGAUCAGCUACGUGACGAUAAUAUUGCAUUCGUUUCCAAUAAGUAUGUCGAAGACACUCUUUUGGCCUCUCCCGAUGACCCACAACGAAUCGCGAACGAGAAAUUCAUGUUUGCUUUAGCUUUGUGCCAUACAGUGGUCACUGAGCAAAACAAAGACGACCCUGAGUUGCGUGACUUCAAAGCAGAAUCUCCGGACGAGGCCGCAUUGGUUGCUGUUGCUAGAGAUUUGGGGAUUGUUUUCAAAGCCAAAUUGAGGCAAUCUUUAUUACUACUGGUUUAUGGUAAGGAAGAAGAAUUCCAGGUGCUUAAUAUUAUCCCGUUCACAUCUGCAAGAAAAAGAAUGUCGUGUAUUGUUAGGGCGCCAAAUGGGGAUAUCAUAUUAUACACCAAAGGAGCCGAUAGCGUGAUAUUUCAAAGAUUAGAUUCCAAAAAGAACCCACAGGAGUUGGUAAGCAAAACCGCUUUAUAUCUCGAGGAUUAUGCCAACGAAGGUUUAAGAACUUUGUGUAUUGCGUCGAGGAAGCUCGAUCCCAAGCACUAUGAGAACUGGGCCCAAAGAUAUCAUGAAGCUGUUGUUUCUAUUGAAGACAAUAGAGAUGAUUUGAUUGAUGAGUUGAACGAUGCCAUUGAGAGGGAUUUAGUGUUGUUGGGUGGAACAGCUAUUGAAGACAGGUUGCAACCGGGCGUGCCAGAUUCGAUUGCCAUUUUAGGUCAAGCGGGUAUAAAGUUGUGGGUUCUUACUGGAGAUAGGAUUGAAACUGCCAUUAACAUUGGCUUUUCGUGUGAUUUAUUGGAGAAUAGCAUGAAACUUUUGGUUGUGCGACCCGAUGAAAACAAUCCCACGAAUGUGGAGUAUAUCGAUGAGUUGAUAUCAAAACACUUGUCAGAAAACUUUCAAAUCGACGCAUCAAGUUCAAAGGCGGUGGAGUCGUUGAUUACAGAAGCUAGGAAAGACCACUCACCACCAGGUUCGAAAUAUGCAUUAAUCAUUGAUGGAGCUGCUUUGGGUCUAAUCUUUCAAGACCUGGAUGCUUCUUCUAAUGAAAAUAUGAAAUUGCUCAAAGACAAGUUCUUGUUAUUGGGAAAACAAUGUAAAUCGGUUAUGUGCUGUCGUGUAUCUCCUGCUCAGAAGGCCGAGGUGGUUAGAAUUGUUAAAACGCGUUUGAAGGUCAUGACCUUAGCUAUAGGUGACGGAGCUAACGACGUUGCCAUGAUUCAAACAGCAAACGUUGGAGUUGGAAUCGCAGGUGAAGAAGGUCGUCAAGCGGCCAAUUCAUCAGAUUAUGCCAUUGGCCAAUUCAGGUUCUUGACUAGAUUGUUGUUGGUUCAUGGGCGGUGGUCGUAUAAGCGGUUAGCAGAAAUGGUUCCAUGUUUCUUUUAUAAGAAUGUUGUGUUUUCGUUUACAUUUUUCUGGUACGGCAUUUACAAUAACUACGAUGGGUCUUAUCUUUAUGAAUAUACCUAUCUUAUGUUCUAUAACUUGGCCUUUACCUCGCUUCCUGUCAUUGUCUUGGGAGUUUUGGAUCAGGACGUGUCUGAUACUGUUUCAUUGUUGGUACCACAGUUGUACAUUAAUGGUAUUUUGAGUCAGGAUUGGUCACAGUAUAAGUUUGUGAUGUACAUGGUUGACGGAUUAUACCAGUCUGUGAUUUCUUUCUAUUUUCCAUACUUGUUGUUUUACAAGGCGUUCCAGAAUCCACAAGGAAUGACCAUCGAUCACAGAUUUUAUGUUGGUAUCGUGGCAGCAUGUAUCUCAGUUACAGCGUGUGACCUCUAUGUGCUAUUACGUCAGUAUCGUUGGGACUGGCUUUCUUUGUUGAUUGAUGCUAUAUCUAUUCUUCUUGUUUACUUUUGGACUGGUGUUUGGAGUGUCAACAAGAAUUAUUCAGGGGAAUUUUAUCGUGCCGGUGCUCAAACCUUGGGAACCUUAGGUGUCUGGUGCUGUAUUUUCAUAGCAGUAAUUGCUUGUUUGCUACCCCGGUUCACCCUUGACUUUUUGCGUACAAAUUUCAAACCUACCGAUAUUGAUAUAAUCAGGGAGCAAGUGCGUCAAGGAAAGUACGAUGAUUACCCCGAAGGAUACGAUCCAACUGAUGCCGAUGAUGUGGAGAAACAUAGAUUGCUUACAGAAAUUAUCAAGCAAGAUCCAAAAUUGUUAGACAUGAUGGAGAAGGAAUAUGAAGAAGAUAAGUUAGAUCACGAGAAUAAAUUUGAGAGGACAUUCAAGUCCAUCAAGAGAAAGACUACUUUAACCAGUUCAAGAUCGCAAAAGCAUUCGCAAAGGCUCAGGAAAAAUACUAUCAAUCGCCAAUUUCACAAGCCAAUGUCUAUCGAUGAGUUAAGGCAGCAAAUGAUCCAAACUGGUGAGUACAAUACUGCAAGAAACUCGUUGGAGAGGAUUAGCACGUCACACGCAGUCCCCGGAUUAACCCAAGCUGAGACCUUAUUAUCCUACCAUACUAGGAAUAGUAUCAAUUUGAACCGUGGUCCAGCUGUUUGA